AUGAUGACGACUCUUCAUAACGAUAAUGACAGGCGUCUGGCGCAGGAGCCGGGCUUUAAUCACUAUGUACCAGCGCCCAGCACGCAGCAGCCAGCGCCGGCCGCCGUAUGUAUUGUGUGUAGCGGACUCCGGAAUAAUUCGCGUUUUAAACAACGAGCGCGGAAUAUUUCCCCAAUGAUUAAAGAUGGAGUGACUUCUCUCCUCGCCGCCACCACUCCAUUAUGA
Messenger RNA from Danaus chrysippus (African queen), 225 nucleotides. Lineage: Eukaryota; Metazoa; Arthropoda; Insecta; Lepidoptera; Nymphalidae. The record is from the annotation of a GenBank genome assembly.